GUUUGCUGCGCGCGCCCAUCACAUCCAUGCUCAUGACCACCGUGACCCCUCGCGUCCACACAGCUUCAUAGCUUCUGCUUUUCAGACAUACACUGUAGCACUUCGGAACCUUGCUUGAGACUGGAGGACAGACUCUGCGCACGAAGAAUAGGGUCGGUGGCGGGCCAUGACCGGGUUCGCGUCUAUACCUCUCGCUGAGCAAGGAGGCGGUGGGCAUAGCGAUACUCAGCUAGCGGGAGUCGCGCGAGUACUGGGGCCAAGAUGGCUGCAGCUACCUGCGCUCACGGUGGGACUGCUUGGCGUGCAAGUCUUCUGGUCUAUAGAGAUGUCGUACGGUACACCGUACCUUUUAUCUCUCGGCCUCUCCAAGUCUGCCGUUGCGACAGUGUUUCUUGCUGGCCCAAUCUCAGGGCUGCUUGUACAGCCUCUCAUUGGUGUCCUCGCUGAUAACUCAAAGUCACGCUUCGGACGUCGGAGACCGUACAUGUUCGCAGGCACCUGUAUAUGCGUGGUCGCGAUGCUGCUUCUUGGCUUCACGCGGCCAUUCGCUAGCAUAUUUACGCCGUCCGAGUCUAUAGCAAAUAAUGUCCUGACAAUAUGCUUGGCUAUUCUUGCUUUAUUUGCAAUCGACUUCUCAAUAAACGCAGUCCAAGCAGUGGAUCGCGCACUUAUUGUAGACACAUUACCCUCGUCAGAACAAGCAGACGGAAAUGCCUGGGCAGCACGUAUGCUCGGCGUAGGGAGUGUCGCGGGGUAUUUCAUAGGGAACGUCGACCUAACGUCUGUUUUCCCUCUCCUGGGAAAUACUGAACUUGAGGUACUUGCAGUCCUCGGCUCCUUCUUACUCAUUGCCAUGCACACUAUCACGGCUGUUUGCACAAAAGAGAGGGUGGUCGUGGCUACCAAGGGAGCGAGCAAGGGAUUCCUUCAAGAGCUGAAGGAUAUCUGGGAAAACGUCCGCGACCUGCCUCCUGUGAUUCGUCAGAUUUGCAUCAUCCAAUUUUUCGCCUGGGUCGGCUGGUUCCCCGUGCUCUUCUACACGACUGAGUUCAUCGCCGAGCUGCACAAAUCCGACAACGCCUCCAUGCCGCAGGAUGACCCGGCCCUCAACGCAGAAGCUACGCGUCUCGGCUCGCGCGCUCUUUUCUAUAGCGCCAUACUCAGCCUCACGUGCAACGUGCUCCUGCCCUUCUUCGUGUCCGAGGCGACGAAGAGUCGCGCGGCGCUCGAGAGGAAGCUGAGUGGGCAUACGAGUCGCUGGGUGAUGACAUAUGAGCGGGUCAAGAUUCAUUUGGCUACGCUGUGGGCAGUGUCACACAUCGUCUUUGCUGUGUGUAUGGCGGCGACCUUCUUCUACUCGACGGUAUGGGGAGCCACAUUCUUCACUAUGAUCACCGGCUUCUCCUGGUCAAUCACGCAGUGGGCACCAUUCUCGCUGCUCGCAGAAGCGAUCCUUUCAGAAGAUGGCACCGACGACCGCGACACCGCCUCCAUCAUGCUCGCCGACACGCGCACGCGCCACCGCUCGCGCCCCGCCUCGCCUGACGAAGAGCGCCAAUUCCUCGUAGCUGAUCCGGGAGACGAGGACGAGGGCCUCGAGGCGGAGGUGCGCUCCUUCCGGUCGUCUGCGUCGAUGGACGGGCCAGAGGAGGAGCGCGAUGCGCUCCGGCUGCAGCAGGAGCGUAGAGGCGAGUUCAUGUCGAAUGCGUCUGCCAGGAUGAGUCGCCUGCAGGUGCAUGGGGUAGAGGAGCCGGAAUGGGACGGUGACGAUGGGAAGAGAGGCGGAGGGUUGGCGGCGAAGGCGGGGAUCAUCCUUGGCAUCCAUAACGUGUUCAUCGUCAUGCCGCAGUUCGUCAUGACUGGCAUCGCCUCGAUCAUAUUCGCCAUCUUCGACGGCGCAGUUCCGAAGAACCUGGAUGCGACGAACCCCAGCAACAGCACCGCGACACCCGGUGAACUAGGAAAAGACGCGACUCAUCAGUUGCGGGAGAGCCUCGCCACACCGGCGGCGCCGAACUCGUAUGCGAUUGUUUUUAGGCUGGGCGGCGUCGCCGCGACAAUUGCAUUUGUGCUUACCGUGCGGCUUGCUCGAGAGCUCCGGCGACGACAAUAACGGGUCCACAGCGGUUGGCUGUGUACCGACGUAUGUACUUGUGGACGACCGGUGGAUGUAAUUGUGUACUAGCUUACGGUGUCUUUAUUAAUCAUUGGGUUAUCUCAGGCUUUC
Molecule: messenger RNA, 2227 nt
Organism: Rhodofomes roseus
Lineage: Eukaryota; Fungi; Basidiomycota; Agaricomycetes; Polyporales; Fomitopsidaceae
Product: MFS general substrate transporter
Exons: 13
Coding region: 167-2113 (648 amino acids)
Cellular component (GO): membrane
Molecular function (GO): sucrose:proton symporter activity
Source: RefSeq, a predicted model, not a curated record